Chenopodium quinoa (quinoa) is the source of this 1459-nucleotide messenger RNA. RefSeq names its product probable pyridoxal 5'-phosphate synthase subunit PDX1. The coding region runs from base 305 to 1243 and encodes 312 amino acids. Gene Ontology annotation, molecular function: amine-lyase activity. The record is from RefSeq and is a predicted model, not a curated record. Gene Ontology annotation, biological process: amino acid metabolic process; pyridoxine biosynthetic process; pyridoxal 5'-phosphate biosynthetic process. The transcript has a single exon. Lineage: Eukaryota; Viridiplantae; Streptophyta; Magnoliopsida; Caryophyllales; Amaranthaceae.
UGUUCGGGUUUAUCAUUUUCUUAAAUUUAUUUAUAUUUUCAUUAAAAAAAAAAAACAGAGACCACGGGAAAGAAAUCGACAAAGAUAGUCACCCUCUCUCCUCUCAUUACCUUCGGUUUAUCAAAUACAAAUACAAAUACCCUGUUUUGUUUUGUUUUAUCAUUCUCAGAAAAUCUCCCCUCCCCAAAAAUCCCAUCCAUCCAUAAAUUCCCCUUCUCCUUCUCCACUCUCUCUCCUCUUUCAUCCUUCACCUUCUUCCUCCUCCUUCUUUCUCUCUCCUCCAAGCUUUCUCUCUCCUCCAAACAUGUCAGGAAGCGGCGUCGUCACCGUCUAUGGAAACGGCGCAAUCACCGAAACCUCCUCCAACAAAAAAUCCCCCUUCUCCGUCAAAGUCGGCCUCGCCCAAAUGCUCCGCGGCGGCGUCAUCAUGGACGUCGUCAACGCCGAACAAGCCCGCAUCGCCGAAGAGGCCGGCGCUUGCGCCGUCAUGGCCCUCGAACGAGUCCCCGCCGACAUCCGCGCUCAAGGCGGCGUCGCCCGCAUGUCCGACCCCCAACUCAUCAAGGACAUCAAACGGGCCGUCACCAUACCCGUCAUGGCUAAAGCCCGAAUUGGGCACUUCGUCGAAGCCCAGAUUCUGGAAUCCAUUGGUGUCGAUUAUGUCGAUGAAUCCGAGGUUCUAACCCUAGCUGAUGAUGAGAAUCACAUCAACAAGCAUAAUUUCCAGAUCCCUUUUGUUUGUGGUUGCCGGAAUCUGGGUGAAGCUCUUCGCCGGAUUCGAGAAGGUGCGGCGAUGAUUCGGACCAAGGGUGAGGCGGGUACUGGGAACAUUAUCGAAGCGGUUCGACAUGUGAGGUCUGUAAUGGGUGAUAUUCGAGUGCUGCGAAAUAUGGAUGAUGACGAGGUUUUCACUUUUGCUAAGAAGAUUUGUGCACCGUAUGAUCUAGUGAUGCAGACGAAGCAGCUCGGGAGGCUUCCAGUGGUGCAUUUUGCUGCGGGUGGUGUUGCGACACCGGCCGAUGCAGCGUUGAUGAUGCAGCUUGGGUGUGAUGGUGUGUUUGUCGGGUCUGGAGUCUUUAAGAGUGGUGACCCGGCGAGGCGGGCGAGGGCGAUUGUGCAGGCUGUGUCGCAUUACAGUGAUCCGGAGAUGUUGGCCGAGAUCAGUUGUGGGUUGGGUGAAGCAAUGGUUGGGAUUAAUUUGAAUGAUGAGAAAGUUGAGAGGUAUGCUGCUCGUUCUGAGUGAAUCAAUCAAUGUUACAGUUAUAAAGAAACAAUAAUUUAAAGGCAGAGUUUAUGUUUUGUUUUAUUUUUAUUAAUUUUUUUAGUGAUUAGUUUUAUGUUGUUUUUGGAUUUGGAAUUCAUAUAGUAGUUUAAAAUUGGAAAGGAAUGAUAAAAACCAUAUGAUGUUGUUAUUCAGCAUUUUCUAAUGAAAUGAAUUGGUUUUAUUUUUUCCUGAUUC